GCCGACGAGUACGCCAAGCUGGUGCCCCCCGCGGUAGCCGGCGAGGCCUCCCUGCACUGCGUGCUGCUGUGCCGUGUUGUGGGCGGGCGCGUGUGCGAGUGCACCACGGACAGAAUCGAUGCCGAAGCACUGCGGACGCAGGCGCGACGGUCGCCCUCGCCGCCCUCGCGGCCUCCGUGCAGGUCCUGCACGGCCGCCACCACUCCGUGCUCGGGGACCGCGUCCGGCACCUGGGGAAGCCCUUUCGGGAGGUCGUCAUCCACGACAGCGACCAGGUGUACCCCGAGUACCUCCUGAUGUACUCGCGCGACUUCGUGAGGCGGCCCGCGACGGCCUCGCGGACAGCCUCGGGUUCUGGCCCGUGAGCCGCGGCCACGCCCGAGCCUGAGGCCAAGGCAGCCCUGUAGGAUUCUGGCGGCACCUCCUCAUCGCUGGGUGUAGCUCGACCCUCGUGGCAUGGCCAAGAGGCUCC
This is a messenger RNA of Prorocentrum cordatum, 472 nucleotides long. NCBI's taxonomy places the organism in Eukaryota, Dinophyceae, Prorocentrales, Prorocentraceae. The record is from the annotation of a GenBank genome assembly.